This is a messenger RNA of Cyphellophora europaea CBS 101466, 2844 nucleotides long. RefSeq lists its product as uncharacterized. Lineage: Eukaryota; Fungi; Ascomycota; Eurotiomycetes; Chaetothyriales; Cyphellophoraceae. Bases 1 to 2844 code for a protein of 947 amino acids. Gene Ontology annotation, molecular function: nucleic acid binding. The transcript has a single exon. The record is from RefSeq and is a predicted model, not a curated record.
AUGGAGCAAUCAUUGUCUGAUGAAGACGGCGAACCUCCGCUCGAAAAUGAGGAUCCCGCAGAUGAUGCUCCGCAAGAGCUGCCGGACAGCGAACUCUUGACAGAGGUAAAAAGACUUGAGAGGGAUACCAGCUUUCUAGCGUUGCGCAUCAGCGAGUUGAAAUUGGAGGCCACCUCUCCGACCAACCAGGCCAUUAUACGUGCCCGGGCAACGAAGGAGUUCAACGAGAGACUUGGACAGCUGGAGGACCAAAAAUACUCUAUCGCGGUUGUUUUCCCGUUGGAGAAACACACGCAAAGGAUGAACGACUUGGAUCUCAGAAAUCUAGACCUCCCCGAGAAUUUGUUUGAGCUUGGGCGCAAAGAUAUGCGGGCCGAAUUUCGAGCAUUCUUUCGGCUUGAAGCAUUUCGAGACUUGCAGAGAACGGAGGAAAAUCUUGCGGAUCUGCUUCACGAGCUACUGGAUCGGGCGCACCCAGCACUCGAGCAACUCGAGCACAACAUAUGGCAGAGGCGCAGAACUUUGCGUACCGCAGCAGAAAGCCAUCUGCAGGAGCUGCAUUAUUUCAAGCAGAUGGACACGUUGGAGCAAAAGAAAAAGCGACAAAAGUCGCAAAGAGUCCACGAAGAAAUGAAGUCCCUUCUUUUGAUCCUGGAGGAACCGCAGGGUGUAUAUUCGCUAUACGAUGCUGAGCUUGGUCAUAAGAUGAGAAUGAAGACCUGGCUGCUAUGGGACCUUUUGGCAGCCGACAUUGAAGUCACUUCAAAGCUGUUACAUGGACUGAGGAGCAAUGUUUUCACGAGGCUUCGACAUACUUUCAGCUCAUCUCUCCACGGGCACCAACAUCGGGCGUUGAGAAUACAAAGUUGUCUCUCCGAUAUGAGCGACGUUUGUAAAGAGAUGGACAGGGAGAUCUUUAACCUAUUCAGAGCGCACAAGCGAGACAAUACCCACCUAAGCAGAUAUAUGACUAACGCUGUGUUACGUGCUAACCGACCCGCCACGAUGGUAGCACAGUCUACGGGUGAGAUGUACCAGACGUUCCUUGAUUUACAUCUGGAUGGACUGCGAUGGCCUCAGACAGCGGCUCAGCACCACAUCGCUUCCACAUUGGGCCCUGUGUGGCUCUAUUUGCGCCAACAACGCAUUCUCCAAGACGCCGUGGAGGAGCUCGUGUCCUUCACGACCAAGGCUGCUUCACGCUUACAACCUCGGACUGAUGAUCCGAAUGACUGCAGCGAGCCUGAGCAUCUCCACCUCAAUCUGGAUGGCUUCUUAGAAGCGUACAGCAACUGGCUUGCCGACCGUCGAGAUCUCCUGUACUGCCAUAACGAAUGCUCGACCUGGUUUGGCAUCUUCAAAUUGCUCCAGCCCAAUCUCGUUCGAGACACCUCGUAUGGCCAGAAAGUCGGGCCUUUGGUCAGGCGGCAAGUCGAAGUCCUUGAAUACAAGCCCAUCGUCGAGGCCGUAAACGGACUUUAUCGCGAAAAGCUGUCAUGGCCGAUAGACGACUAUCUCUACCCCCAGCAGCAGGCCAUUCCCGUCUACUACAUUUGCUCGCCGAAGUAUCUGCAUAGUGCUUUGAAGACUCUCAAGGGCGCCAAGGUUUUAGGUCUGGAUACGGUCAUCCGCCAGCAGACCGUCUACUCGACAUACAAGACGUCUCAGGCCACCGCACUGAUGCUGGCUUCGGAAGAUUGUAUACUCAUUAUCUCGUCGACGAUUCUGCGCGAAAAUGGAUAUUCUUUGUAUGAGCAUGGCCUCUUGGAUCUUAGAGAUCUCCUCAGCGAUCCGCAGAUAUUGAAAGUCGGUCCUAACAUGACCUGGACCAGGGAAGCUCUCUAUCACUCUUUCGCCAUCGACAUGCAGGGCUGUGUGGAACUGGGCGCCCACAGUGCCAGCGGGGCUCUGUCAAUGCUGGAUGAAGAUCGGAACUGGCCAUAUUUAGAAACAUUGGCACGCCAACACGAUUCAAUCCGGCUGUACGGGCGGCCCGGCGUAGGAGCCGGAUUUUUCUGCGUCGUCAGACACCUCGCAACACGCGCAUACGCAGCCUUGAAGAUAUAUCGCGAUCGGUACGGAUUUGAGUCUCCGCCGAAGUCUACCCUCGCGACGGAUGCCAGAUCCGCACCCGCUUUUGGCCCACUUCAUCUUGAUGAUGCGUCUGUAAUCACAGGCCCUGAUUACUUUCAAUUGGAAGUGCGCGGCGCUUUGCAAAGGUUAUCCUCGUCUGGUGGCUCUGGGAAGAAGAUAGCCGGCGCCAAAUUCCGGACGGAUGUGCUGUUGGCCGAAACGUAUCGGAUGGCCCGACAUGCGCUUGCUCGCAUAAAGAGCCGCAAUGACAACGGGCCUGGGACACAGAUAGCCCUUGAGCAUUUGCAAGCUUAUCAUCUUGCAACGACAUUUACAGAGAAUGACCCGAGGGUCGUUGGAGAAUUGUUGGGACUACGAUCGCCCGCAAGGACAAUCUUGCAAGUGGCGGAAGUCGCGAGACUCCCACUCAAUGACUACCACCGUGCAAUGUUUGUGGCUGUAAAGGAGUCGGAGCCGCCGCUCGCGCAGGAAGGACGCCCUACGGUGACGCUACGCCGAAGACCGUGGUCAACGCGGUCUAAGACUGCACCCGCUGGCUCCCUUCCAGCAGUUUCCGAUGAUCCAAACGAGCACGACGCUCUGACCGACACCGCGACUGAGUCUCCCAUGGACCAUGCGCCUCCUCAUGACGUGCAAGGUCCACCUCAGGGGCGAGUCCGCAAAUACGUAUUUUCUGAGCGGGUGAUUCGGCGUCUGAAAGCAUCGCGACCGUCGGAGCGGCGUUGCGAGCGUCAGUGGAGAAUAAAGUAA